UGGAUAGACAAAUUUUGCUGUCAGAAAAAUGUGUUGUUGUGUGAGAGGAUAAAGAAGAAAAGAGCCCUCACUUAGUCUCCAUGUUCAGGAAGAGUAAAGGUCAAACCACAGUCACAUGACAUUGUGUUAGCAAAUGUUAGAAGCAGUUUCUUGUUUUACGAGCUCUGUUUAAUUAGUCUGCUGUUAAACAAAUCAGCCACGUGUCUCUCUUACUUAUUUUCUUACUGUCUAGCUUGGUGUUUAUCUUUUGUUUUUGGUACCCAAAAUCGCACCAGAGUGAGCAACUCGCUACUGUAUUUUUUGUAAAUACACGAUCUUCGAAACCAUAAUGAUUACAGCGCAUGCUCACAAAGUAACGAUUCUCCGAGCCUCCACGUCUCAGCACGAGCGCAGGGUAACCAAUCAGGAGCGGCCACCGUGUGUUUGGAAACAACAUCGUUCCCCGUUAAAGUCCCGUAUGACAACCAGCAGAGAGACACUUCCAGGUCCUGUCCCACAAGUUUUACUGUAGACGAGACAGCUGGCGUCGCUUUUCCUGUGUCAACGGACGAACCGUAUCACGAGGACUCUUCUUAUCGUAUUUGUAGCGAGUCAAACAUUUUCUCUAAAGAGACAGAGAGAACGAGUGAGAGAGUAAAGAUGGAUGAGGGGGUUUCUGAACAAAAGACGAUUUCGCUUUUCAUAAAAACGCCCAACCAGACUCACGAGGACCAAACCGUCGAAGGCGUCUGUCUGAACUGGACCGUAAAGGACCUAAAAACGCAUUUGUCCACCGUUUACCCAACCAGACCGGCUGUGAGUGACCAGAGACUGAUCUAUGCUGGUAAACUGCUGCCCGACCAUCUGCACAUCAGAGAUCUCUUCAGACAGCUCCAUAAUGAAGCCACUCCCACACUGCACCUCGUGUGUGCUUUUAGGAAUCAACCCCAAGGACAACUGGGAGCCAGACCUAAGACCAAAGAGACCCAACAGCCACAUACCUCCAGUCCAAGGCCCAUGGCGGCUUCUGCUUCACCCAGUCCCAGCAGCUCCUCUUCCACAGUCCACACUCCCAGCACACCGGAGCUGAGGCAGAGGAGGCAGACCUCUGCAGCCUCAGCUGCUGCUCCAUCAGGAACUCCGUCAUGGCCUGCUGCUGCCGUGCCUGGAGCACCACAGAUGACCCAACCAACCUUUCCCACCUACUCCCUGUACAGCCCUCAACAGAUACUGUGGCUGCAGCAUGUCUACGCUAGACAGUAUUACAUGCAAUACCACGCGGCCCUGGCAGCAGCAGGCACCGUCCCCUCUGCACCAGCUACAACCAUUGCCCAGUACCCUCCUGUUCCGGCCCACCACGUGCCUGUUCCGGCCCCCUUAGCCAAUCAGAACCCCAUCGACAACCUGCCGGCGAAUCAGAACCCAGCGCAGGACGGCGCUUUCAUCAACCCCGCGGAGGCCAACCAGAACAUGCGGAUGAACGCGCAGGGCGGGCCUGUAAUGGAGGACGAGGAGGACGUGGAGCGUGACUGGCUGGACUGGUUGUACACCACCGCAAGACUGGGCGUUCUGCUGAUGAUCGUGUACUUCAACUCCAACCUGAGUCGCUUUCUGCUGGUGAUGAGCACCCUCCUCCUCAUGUACCUACACACUGCUGGUUGGUUUCCCUUCAGAAGGCGAGUGCAGGUCCAAGGAGCCAACCCUCUGCAGCCCCCUGUGGCCCAGCACAACCAGCAGAACGAGAACGAGAACGAGAACGGGAACCCAAAUCCAGCUGACGGGCUUGCUGAGCGGGAGGAACCUGCUGCUGCAGCGGACGGAUCAGACGGACCAAUGACGGCAGUUUUAGUGCCUCCUCACAGGGUGUCGGCCAUGUGGACGGCCUGGGUUUUCUUCAAAACGUUCUUCUCCUCCCUCAUACCUGAGGCUCCUCAGGGUGUGGCCAACUGACCACCUGGGACAGACAGAGUCACCACUGUUCUUCAUAUUUUUCCAUGGGGAACAAUAAUCUCUGGUGGAAGGAAAAGGAAGAUGUCCGUGUGUUUUAACAAUGACUGGGACCUGCGCCAGGCCCUUGAAUUUCCAAACUGUUGACUGGAAACAAAGGACACAAAGAGCUAGAAAGACCAGACCACAUUCCUAAUAAUAAAUAGUUCAGUGGGAUCCCAGUUCUCCUUCUGCUCUCUCAGCUGAGGGUGAACCUCUCUGUUGGACUGUCGUGUCUUACUGAUUCUCCUGUGAGGACGUGUGUAUGCAGGCGUUCUGAUCCCCUACGAUUCUAAAUCAGCUUGUCAGAGUUUUCAUGAUGAAGAAUAUAAUCAAGAUCAAUACAUGUUCAGUUGAAGUGAAAAUCCACGCACAGACUCCGUACUGUAUGUAAAGGCUAUCUGAAUCUGAAUUCCAAGGACACGUUCAUUUUGUUCUUUUCAAAACCCUCCGUGUAUGGAGCCUGGGUUUGAAUCCAGCUGUAAAAGUGGGACAGAUGUUGUUUUCACUUGUUUCAGCAACGUGUUUUAACUUUAAUAAUAUAUGAUUUUAGGUUUUAAAAUCCUACUAUUGAAAUUCACACAAGAUCCAAUAUUCCAACUAUAUACUCAGUUAUACAGUAUGCUUGUGAGAGGAACUUCAGUUCACAACCAGUACUUAAAAUCCAAAUCAUGAACAAAAAUCAUCAACUCUGAUUCACAAAAUUGAAAAUAACAUUGCACCUCUGACAUGACUUUGGUUUACCAGUUCUGUUUUGGGUGGAUUUUCCUAUUAUUGGGUGUCAGGUGAAGGUGAUUGUGACCAAAUAAAUAUAAAUGUAAAAUAGAGAUGUUGCUAUAGUAAACAAAAAACAAUCACAUUUUGUAAAUGUACUGUAUGUACACAAAGCACUUUACAACAUGUAUUUUAUGCAAGCGUCCUUACAUAUAGAGGGGUAAUGAUUUAUUAUUCUUCCUGGGAAGAUUGUUAAUCUGAAUAUAAUGCGUAGAGGGCUCAGAGUUGUGGGUUAUAUGUUGUUUUUCACAGAAGGGACUAAGUAUACAUUUCAUUUGAUAUAAAAUCCCAUUAAAACAAAACAGGUUAAAGGUUCGAUCAGUGCUGUUUAAAUUAAAGCAAAAACUAAGUUAGAAUUAUUUAUAAUGUCAGAAACCAUCUUUACAAUAGUUUUGGAAUUGAGGCAAGUUUGCUUCUCAGCUACGAAGCCCUAAUAAAGAAGCUAGCCCACAUCAUUCCUAAUGUACCUUUAGUUUUUAAGCAGUUUUAUAUCAUACUGACAGAGAAACCUUCACUGUCACAGAUCAGAUGACUGAAAGAAAACUUCUUUGAAAUGCAGUUUCUGCUGACUUCACUCAAGUCAUCAAAAUAAUGCAGAUAGGUGACUUGAGAUCAGAUCUGUUGUUUUGCAUUAACUGGCUGUAAUCAGAGCAUGUUUUAUUCAACCGUAACAAGGAAUAAGUGGGUUUUACUAUCUUCUCUUAACAAUGUCCCUGUAUACAGGGUGUAUUACAUCUUUAAGGAAAGGUGUGAAAAGUAAUUUCCAUCUUCUUGUAAUCCAAUCCAUUUUGUGUUCUGCAUUAACCCCUGCUGUAAAGUAAGCACUCGGAUUCCCUCUGGGGAGCGGUCGUAGCUCGUGACAUUGGUCACCAUGUAGAAUUGAACUUUUAAUGUUAAGAUAAUAAAGUUUUCUUUUCUGUUUCUUUUUUUGUUUGCUUAUUGACGGAUGUUGUAGAGUCAAGUGUGUUUAGGGAGACUUGUAAUAAUGGAUGCAAUAAAUAUUCUUAACUUUAA
Morone saxatilis (striped sea-bass) is the source of this 3753-nucleotide messenger RNA. It is a transcript of the gene herpud1, whose product is annotated as homocysteine-inducible, endoplasmic reticulum stress-inducible, ubiquitin-like domain member 1. Bases 640 to 1929 code for a protein of 429 amino acids. The record is from RefSeq and is a predicted model, not a curated record. Gene Ontology annotation, cellular component: endoplasmic reticulum membrane. Gene Ontology annotation, molecular function: transmembrane transporter binding. The transcript is spliced from 8 exons. NCBI's taxonomy places the organism in Eukaryota, Metazoa, Chordata, Actinopteri, Moronidae. Gene Ontology annotation, biological process: endoplasmic reticulum unfolded protein response; negative regulation of endoplasmic reticulum stress-induced intrinsic apoptotic signaling pathway; endoplasmic reticulum calcium ion homeostasis.